AUGAGUUCCAUUACAUUAACAUCAGAAACCCAAAUCAAAGGCAAAACUGCAAUUAUUACCGGUGGUACUAGACACUUGGGUGGCGAAACAGCCAGAGAAUUGGCUAAAUUAGGAGCCAAUUUAUUUUUACAUUAUAGACUGGAUGCCAAUCAAGCCGAAAAUUUCAAACAAGAAUUAACUAAAGAAUUUCCUGAUUUAAAAAUUGAAAUUUAUGGUAGCAAAUUGGAUAAAGCUGAAGAUUUGACUAAAUUGUUUACUACUGCUAAACUGAAAUUCCCUCAAGGUAUUGACAUUGCUAUUAAUAAUGUUGGAAAAGUUUUGAAAAAACCAAUUAUUGAAGUAUCUGAAGAAGAAUUUGAUGAAAUGGAUAUUGCUAAUAAUAAGAGUGCAUUUUUUUUUAUUAAAGAGGCAGGGAUUAAUUUAAAUGAUAAUGGGAAGAUUGUUUCUGUUGUCACUUCUUUAUUAGCCGCUUACACUGAUUCCUAUGGAUUAUAUCAAGGGACCAAGAGUGGAGUUGAAUAUUAUAGUAAAGCUGCUUCAAAGGAAUUGCAUGGCCGUGGAAUUAGUGUCAAUUGUUGUGCUCCAGGUCCUAUGGAUACUCCAUUCUUAUAUGGUCAAGAAACUAAAGAAAGUGUUGCUUUUUUCAAAACUAUGGGAUUACAUAAUAGAUUGACAAAAGUUUCUGAUAUUGUUCCAAUUGUUAGAUUUUUGGUUACUGAAGGAGGUUGGAUGACUGGUCAAACUUUGUAUGCCUCUGGUGGGUUCACAGCCCAUUAA
This is a messenger RNA of Candida dubliniensis CD36, 777 nucleotides long. It is a transcript of the gene ADH4, whose product is annotated as Adh4p. The record is from RefSeq and is a predicted model, not a curated record. The transcript has a single exon. Bases 1 to 777 code for a protein of 258 amino acids. NCBI's taxonomy places the organism in Eukaryota, Fungi, Ascomycota, Pichiomycetes, Serinales, Debaryomycetaceae.